Molecule: messenger RNA, 2725 nt
Organism: Bombyx mandarina (wild silkworm)
Lineage: Eukaryota; Metazoa; Arthropoda; Insecta; Lepidoptera; Bombycidae
Product: fatty acid synthase-like
Biological process (GO): fatty acid biosynthetic process
Molecular function (GO): fatty acid synthase activity; oxidoreductase activity
Source: RefSeq, a predicted model, not a curated record
UACGAUGCUUCUAAGCGCAGAACCUGGGAAUAUAAAUUCCAUUCAUUGGUCUCAAGUCUUUGAACCAUCUGGAUCCGGAAUUCUUGUGAAGGUUCACUACGCAAGUCUUACUCCUAUAGAUGGUAAAAAGGCAACAGGAGCAGUAUCUCAUCAAGUGAACGAAAUCUGUUAUGGUAUGGAUUACAGCGGUGUUACUGAAAGUGGACAUCGUGUGAUGGGUAUAGUUCAUCGAGGUGCUUGUCGAAAUUAUCUUCGAGCUCACGCCGAUCUGUUGUGGCCAGUCCCGGAUCACUGGAGUCUCGAAGACGCAGCAACUGUUCCUUUAGCUUAUGCGUAUGCUUUUUACUGUCUAAUGAUUAAAGCAAAACUUUAUUCGGGUAUGAAAAUUUUAAUACACGAAGGAGCUGGAGCACUCGGCCAGGCUGCCAUAUCCAUUGCUCUGGCACACAAAUGUCAAGUGUUCACUACAGUUGGUGACGUGAGAAUGAAAAGUUUCUUGAAAAAGCUCUAUCCGGAAUUGAAAGAACAACACAUUGGGAAUUCUCGAGAUGUGACUUUUGGUGACAUGGUACUAUCAGCAACAAGUGGGAAAGGUUGCGAUGUUGUAAUAUGUAAUGUUGUACCCUGGCUCAAACAUGUUUCACUUCAAUGUUCUGGUGUUCGAGGCAUUGUUCUUGACACGGCACAAAUACAAAACCAGCACAAGUUCGAAUUCCGUAUGAAAAAUUUGAUGAGAAGUAGAUCCUAUGCGAUUAUUGAUUUUGCAUCCAUUUUCGAUUCUGCGAAUAGGGAAGAAUUGAAAAAAUUACAGAUUCUCAUGAGUGAGGGCAUAUGUGAGGCCUACGUGCGACCACUAGGGCGAGUGACUUAUGCUGCAGAUGAAGCUCCACGAGCUCUACGCCUGUUAUCGAAGAGUUGGCAUCGAGGACAUGUGCUUUUAAGACUUACAGCUCGAGCGCUUCCAGCUAGCCUUAGGAUUAACUGUACUUCUAAAUGCAGCCAUUUAAUCAUCUGCAGCGACGAAUAUUUUGGUAUUCAAUUGGCAAAAAAGCUUAUCAGUAGAGGUGCCAGAAUGUUACAUAUCUGUUGUGCGAAGCCUUCGUGGUAUCUCCAGCAUCAAACUGAUAAUCUUAAAUCUCUUGGAGUGAAUGUUAUCGUAUCUUCAAAUAACUUAAAUGAUUUGGAUGAUGUUGCAACCGUGCUAAAAAAAACUAUAGCCAUGGGACCGGUAGAAGGCGUAUAUGUGACGAGCUUCAAAGAUAUGGAUAAAUACGUAUCAAAUAGCUUGGAAUACCUUGAUGCUAUGUCACGAAAAUGUUGCCCAUCCCUCAAAUAUUUUGCAGUGAUCACAAAUAGUGAAAACGUCGGAAAACAAACGUCGAUUUUCAGAGCAAAGGAUAAUUUAGUUAUUUCACGUAUUGAAGUUCAAAAGCCAGAUUUUUGUGGGGAUACAAAUACUGAAGUACUGUUAGACAGAAGAGCUUGGGAUCUAUCGCUUUUAGGCGCAGUCGAGACAGGACUUUGCUCCAAGCUUCCAUUGUUGGUCGCACAAAUAAAGACUGAGACGUUGCCGCUGUAUCAACAGCUUGGUGAUGUCGCUGAUCUUCCAUUAUUAAAAGAGGCUGGCGACAAGACCACUCUACAAGAUUUGGUUGCUGAAAGUGACAACAUAAAAGUUAUUAAGGAAUUUUUACGUCUUAAAUAUCAUGUUUGUAUUUCGGAACACAAUGUUUUGAAGUUAAAUAAACAAAAACUUCGUGAGAUAGAUUUUCUUGAAAACAACUUUGAGAACAAACAAGGUUUAGCUGUUUACUUCUCUCACAUAGCUGAAGAUGAGCUCAGUUCCGAUACUCAUAUAUACUUAUUGCCUACUCUUGGUAAUGCAGAUGCGGAAAAACGAGUCGAUGCACUGAAGUCUGAGUACUUGUGCGUUGUUCCGGGGAUUGAAGGUCAUCACGUAAGAUUUCGUGGUCUAUGCGAGAGACUCAAACUGCCCGCGCUGGUGCUGCAGCCAAGUUUGGAUGUGUUGCACGAAACCAUAGAACAAGCCGCUCAGCGCUACUCUAAGACACUCAUGGAAAAAAUUGGUGUCGGUAACACUUUCUACUUGCUUGGGUGCGAUAGUGGGAUUUUGAUUGCGAUGGAACUAGCUGCAAUACUUGAAAAAAAUGGUUUUUUGGGUACAAUAUUUUGUCUUGGAACUGCACCAGAAGAUGUCAAGCCAGUAAUUGAACAACAACUAGGCGCGUUCUCGACAGAGGACCAACUGCAGCUUGGAAUUUUAAAACAUAUUUUUAUGCUACUAACUGGCGAAGUACCAUCAGAUUUAGAUGAAACUCUGCACCCUCACUCUUCUUGGAAUGAAAAAAUAGAUGCUUAUAUCAAAAUUAUGGCCGAUCGUAUAACACAAACAAAGCAAUAUGUGAAAGCGAUAGUACAAUCCGUAUAUGCAAGAAUUCUUAGCAUCAAACAGUACGACUCUUCAACUUUGCCUACACUGAAAUCUACAGUCGUAAUACUCCGCUCUCCAGGAUAUUCGUCAAAUUCAUCUGCAUCAUCAUACGUAAUUGAAGAUUUAUCAGCACCACUUUGUGAUGCUGCCAAAGAUGUGCGAUGUGCAGCCAUCAUCAAUAACAAUUUGUCAACUGAAAUAUUGCAAGAAUUCAAAACGAAGAAUCUAUGUGAUAGCUUUGUGAUAAAUUUUGACGACAAUUACUAUAAGUAA